This is a messenger RNA of Neospora caninum, 1149 nucleotides long. RefSeq lists its product as hypothetical. The transcript has a single exon. Lineage: Eukaryota; Apicomplexa; Conoidasida; Eucoccidiorida; Sarcocystidae. The record is from RefSeq and is a predicted model, not a curated record. Bases 1 to 1149 code for a protein of 382 amino acids.
AUGGGUCGCAUGAAAAAUCCAUUCGGCGCGUGUUUCGCGCGGGGGAAAAAGGACCGGAGAAAGGAGAGCCGGAAGGCCGCACAGGAAAUUCCAGGAAAAGAGGAAGAAGAAGAACAGGAGGAAGAAAGCAUCCCUCUUCGCUACCCCCUCUUUGACCCUCGGGCGGUGAAGACCCGGGAAGAAGAUCUAGGCGAAGAGCCGCUCUCCCGACCGAACAGCAUCCCGUUGGAGAUGGCAACGCGUGAACAUAUCGAACUGCCGGCAGACGAAGAGGAAGAUGAUAAUUUCAUGGAGGACAAUCCUGUGCUGGAGGAGGAACUUCCAGAGGAGGGAAAAAGCGCAUCUACCGUGGAAGAGGAACGCGCACCAUCUCCGGUGGAAGAACCUGCGCGGGCGCCAGUACCACCGCCAGCAAAGGAGGAACUCACGCCUCCUGCGGAAGAAGUGGAGAAAACGCCUCCUACGCCUCCGCCUUCCCCCCCGCCAGUGGAAGUCGAGAAAGUCUCUCCGCCUCCACCCAGCAGUCCCCAUUCUCCCCAACCCAGUGUCUCUCCUGAGCCUGUCAAGCCCGAGCCCAUGCCUGUGUCUCCUCCCCCCAAGGCGCGAGAGCAAUACAGAGCUCCGAUACCCGAGCCGGCUCCGCCGUCACCCCCGGUGGAGGAGACGCGAGAGGAGUCCGAGUCCCGCACGAGUUCGCCUUCUGUUGUGUCCGUCCGUAAGGUGCCGGAGGAACCGUUGAAUGAGCCUGUCUUCACACCACCGCCAGUCAUAGAAGAAGAACCGCAGAUGUCUCCAUUUGAAAAGCUGGAAAGCGCCCGUGAAGGCAGCCUUAGCGACAGCGCACCUACGGCGCCGCACACGCCACGGGGUCCGUCAGAUGAUGACAUGGCCCGCAGGAUCCAGGCGAAACUUGCUGAACUGGAGAGACAGCAGACACUAGCUGAAGUGACGUAUUACCGGAAGAAAAAAAGGAGAAGUCGCUGCCGACUGCGCCCCAGGUGGGUUUGUGUGGAAAAGGCAAUCGACUGCUACGCGGAUGCCCACGACGAUUUCACCGCAUUCUUCCGGGAAAGAAUGAACGUUCAUGAAAAAAAGGACUGUGGUAUAUGCAGGGACUUCGACUUCUCUGAUAUUCCAGUUCUUCAGUGA